AUGGGGAGACUUAUGUAUGUUGAUUUCCCACUAAUAAUAUCUUUUGCAGUAUUGAGUCUGUUUCAAGGAGUGGCAGCAGCAGCAUCUCCACAUCCAAAGUUGCAGUGGCAUUACUAUGAGUUCAACACUACAUGCCGCUAUGCAGAGGAGUAUGUCCGGCACCAAGUGCAGCUGAUAUAUGAUCAUGACAAAAGCAUUACUGCUAAGUUACUACGCUUGGUUUACUCCGACUGUUUCAUCACUGGCUGUGAUGCAUCAAUACUGCUUGAUGAAGGACCAAAUCCUGAAAAAAAAGCACCACAGAACCGGGGGCUUGGAGGUUUUGUAUUAAUUGACAAGAUCAAAACUGUUCUGGAAUCACGAUGCCCUGGGGUUGUCUCCUGCGCUGAUAUACUCCAUCUCGCUGCCAGAGAUGCUGCUAAAAUGGCAGGUGCACCAGGUUAUCCAGUUUUCACAGGAAGAAAGGAUGGCAUGAAAUCAGAUGCUGCAUCAGUAGACCUGCCAUCACCAUCCAUCUCAUGGCAAGAUGCUCUAACAUACUUCAAAUCAAGGGCCUUGGAUGUAUUAGAUAUGACAACACUCUUAGGGGCGCACACAGUGGGCCAAACACAUUGUAGCCACAUUCUUGAUAGGCUGUAUAAUCACAGUGGUACUGGAAACUCAGACCCAAGCAUGGAUGCUACUGUUCAAGACAAUAUGCGAAAACUUUGUCCCCCAAAAACAAAGAAAGGACAACAUGACCCACUGGUAUUCCUAAACCCAGAAUCUGGUUCAGAUUAUUCCUUCAGAGAAUCAUACUACAAAAGGAUCCUACGCAAUGAAGCUGUCCUGGAAAUCGAUCAACAAUUACUAAAUGGUGACGAUACUAAAGAGAUCACUGAAGAAUUUGCUGAUGGAUUUGAAGAUUUCAGGAGAACUUUUGCAGUAUCCAUGUACAAAAUGGGAAAUAUCAAUAUUUUAACAGGAAAUCAAGGACAGAUACGCCAAAACUGUCGAUUCACAAAUAAGGGAAACCCAAAUUAG
Messenger RNA from Vicia faba (fava bean), 1023 nucleotides. Lineage: Eukaryota; Viridiplantae; Streptophyta; Magnoliopsida; Fabales; Fabaceae. The record is from the annotation of a GenBank genome assembly.